AUGAAGAAGAAAACAAUUGAUUUGAAGAGUUUAUGGGAUAGAGCAGCAAAGACAAGAAAGGUAGAAUUAGGCUCUACAUCAAUUCCAGAACCAGUUACAGUAACAUCGGGGGCAGGGAGUGAGGCCCAACCUCAAGAUCCGGUUGUUCCAUCUAUUGUGCUGGUAACAAAUGAGAGUCAAGUUCGUAAUGAGAGCAGUCCAUCUGUUGACCAUGAUAAAGCAAGCAGAGAACCUGAGAUAGCUAGCAAUGACCCUAACACAACAGCCACAGAAGCAGUAGAACCGUCUACUUGGUCUCGUAUUAGAGAUGGUGAUGAUUCAGAAGAUGAAUCAAGUGAUGAAGCUAUUUAUGACAUUGACCUUCUAUCUCAUGAUCCUGGAAAAAGAAUUCCCAUCAAAAGAUAUAAUGCUAAUGAACGGAAUUCUGUGAUCAGGGCAUUCAUUGCAUUAGGUCCUUGUCAACCAUGGAAUCAUGAUUUUCCUAUAAGGUAUAUUGGAGGUAAACCUCGCCGCUUCUUGCCUGAUUGGUUUUAUGAAUUUAGAUGGCUAGAAUAUAGCGUAGAAAAAGAUGCUACAUUCUGCCUUGUUUGCUACUUGUUCAAGCAUAAACUCAAUAGUUCUGGUGGAGAUGCUUUUGUGAGUGGGGGGUUUAGAAAUUGGCAUAUGAAAAGCAAGAUUACUAGACAUUGUGGUUCUGUGAAUAGUUUUCAUAAUAUGGCUCAAGAGAGAUAUAAUUCUUUCAUUACACCUAAAAGAACAAUUGUUGACAAGUUUGCUGCAAUAAAUGACAAGGACAAAGCUCAGUAUAUGGCUCGUUUGUCGUACUCUAUUCAAUGUGCUAAGUAUCUUCUACGACAAGGUCUAGCUUCUCGUGGACAUGAUGAAAGUGAAGGUUCACUUAAUAAAGGAAAUUUCAAGGAGUUAUUAAAUAUGCUAGCUGAAAACUUUGAAGAGGUUGCUAAAGUGGUUUUGAAGAAUGCCCCAAAGAACUACCAGAUGACUGCCCCUGAAAUACAAAGACAAAUAGCUAAUUGUUGUGCCAAAGAAACAACUAAGCUUCUCAUGGAAGACCUUGGUAGUAAUUAUUUUGCAAUUCUUGCCGAUGAGUCUAGUGAUGUGUACCAAAAUGAACAACUAACUCUUUGUUUGCGGUAUGUUGACAAAAAGGGAAGGGUAGUUGAGAGGUUUUUAGGUGUUGUUCAUGUUGAGAACACUACUUCCUUGACACUUAAAACUGCAAUUGAGAAAUUAUUGAUGGAGCAUAAUUUGAGCUUGUCCAUGGUGCGUGGGCAAGGUUAUGAUGGAGCUAGUAACAUGAAGGGUCAUGCUAAUGGUCUAAAGAAACUCAUUAUGGAUGAAUGUCCAUCUGCUUACUAUGUUCAUUGUUUUGCACAUCAACUUCAGUUAACUCUUGUGGCAGUAGCUAAGGAAAACCCAGAUUGUGUUUGGUUCUUUGAUCAAGUUAGAAUUCUGUUGAACCUUAUUGGGAAUUCUUGUAAGAAGGCACAAAUGCUUCGAGAAGCACAAGCUCAGAGAAUUGUAGAAGCUCUAGAAUUGGAUGACAUUGAAACUGGAAAGGGUUUGAACCAAGAAAUGGGGUUAGGCCGACCUGGAGAUACUCGUUGGGGAUCUCACUACAAGACUGUUAUGCACCUUUUAUCUUUAUAUCCUGCAAUUCGGAAAGUCCUCGUGAAGGUUGGUGAUGAUCGCUCUCAAGGUGUUGAGUGUUCACAUGCACAAACAAUGUUGACAAUAUUUCGAUCAUAUGAGUUUGUUUUCAUGGCACACUUGAUGCAAACAGUACUUGGGUUCACAGCGGACUUAAAUUAUGCCUUGCAGAAGAAGGAUCAAGAUAUUGUCAAUGCAGUAGAACUCAUUUCCUUGACCAAGCUUCAAUUGCAUCAAUUGCGGGAGGAUCAAGGAUGGGAAGAUUUCCUCAAAGAAGUGGACUCAUUUUGUGUGAAGAAUAAAAUCAAAAUUCCUGACAUGGACAUAUUCUACAAGCCUGUAGGAAGAGAUAGAAGGUUCUUUGUCAAGAUCAAGAAUCUACAUCGUUUUCGUGUUGAUAUGUUCUUAAGCGUCAUUGAUAGGCAGCUUCUGGAGCUUAAUGAAAGGUUUGAUGAGGUAAACACAGAGUUGCUUAUUUGCAUGGCUUCAUUCAAUCCUAUUAAUUCAUUUGCUGCUUUUGACAAAGACAAAUUGGUUAAGCUUGCUGGAUUUUAUCCCAAUGAUUUCUCAGUCUUAGAGUUGAGACAUCUGCCCUCUUCACUUACUUUGUACAUCAAUGAUAUGCUUGCUGAUGAAAGGUUCAAAAAUGUGAGAACUCUUGCUGAGCUUUCUGUUAAGCUUGUUGAAACAAGCAAGUGUGAAAGACAUGAAGUUGUUUACAAGCUUCUCAAAUUGGUGCUAGUGCUUCCAGUAGCAACUGCAAGUGUUGAGAGAGCCUUUUCUGUCAUGAAUUAUGUGAAGAACAAAUUGAGAAAUAAAAUUGGAGAUCAAUACUUGAAUGAUUGCUUGGUUACAUUUAUUGAGCGGGAGUUCUUUCUACGAGUUAAAGACAAAGACAUUAUCAACCGCUUCCAAGCUAUGAAGGAUCGCAAAGUUAAAGGACGUUUAUAG
This is a messenger RNA of Sorghum bicolor (sorghum), 2619 nucleotides long. RefSeq names its product zinc finger MYM-type protein 1. The record is from RefSeq and is a predicted model, not a curated record. NCBI's taxonomy places the organism in Eukaryota, Viridiplantae, Streptophyta, Magnoliopsida, Poales, Poaceae. The transcript has a single exon. The coding region runs from base 1 to 2619 and encodes 872 amino acids. Gene Ontology annotation, molecular function: protein dimerization activity.